AUGAUGGCACGUCGCACAACAACAGCGUCGUCGCGGAAAGAUGAAUUGACUAAGCUGAAUGAAGUGGACGAAAACAGACGACAAGACGAUUCGAACAACAACGAUAUUAGCAAAGAAACUGGUGAUGACGGUCACGAUGACGUUGUUCAAACGAAUGACAAGUUCCUAGACGAGUUCGUUGUUGCAGAUGAAUUAUCAAUAGCGGAUCGUUGUGUACAGUUUGCGUUAUCCGGUCUAUCACGAUGGGAUUCCAUUCAUUUUCUGCACAUAAUGCAAUAUGGUUACACUUAUGAGAACACUCUAGCAUUCUUUCCGUUAUUCCCAACCGUGGUUUAUUACUCAACGGUCAUCUGGAGUUGGGCCGUGCCAUUCAUCCACUUCACCACUGCACUCAUGCUGACAGCUGUCACGAUCAAUUUUGUAUGUUUCGUUGUUAGUGCGCAACUGUUGUAUGCGCUCGUAUUGGCCAUAACCAAAUCGGCAAAGAUCUCAUUAUUGGCAUGUUUGGUAUUGACGUUGAAUCCAGCGAGUAUCUUCUUUUCGGCGAUUUAUUCAGAAACCCUUUUCAUGUUGUUCACUUUAUGUGGACUGCUCAUGCUCUAUAUCGAUCCAACUCUACCGUUUAUUCGACACAUCCUCGCUGCUUUCUUCUUUGGUUUG
This is a messenger RNA of Anisakis simplex (herring worm), 660 nucleotides long. NCBI's taxonomy places the organism in Eukaryota, Metazoa, Nematoda, Chromadorea, Rhabditida, Anisakidae. The record is from the annotation of a GenBank genome assembly.